Messenger RNA from Chionomys nivalis (European snow vole), 6098 nucleotides. It is a transcript of the gene Pcsk5, whose product is annotated as proprotein convertase subtilisin/kexin type 5. The coding region runs from base 456 to 6098 and encodes 1880 amino acids. The transcript has 38 exons. NCBI's taxonomy places the organism in Eukaryota, Metazoa, Chordata, Mammalia, Rodentia, Cricetidae. The record is from RefSeq and is a predicted model, not a curated record. Gene Ontology annotation, biological process: peptide hormone processing. Gene Ontology annotation, molecular function: serine-type endopeptidase activity. Gene Ontology annotation, cellular component: trans-Golgi network; Golgi membrane.
GCGCGCUGCUCAGAGCCUGAGGGAGCGCAGCGAGCGAGCGGGCGAGAGAGCAAGCGAGUAGCGGGGGCGCCUGGUCGUUGUCUGAGCUCGGGCCGGUCGUCUCCACCGCGCUCCAGGGCCCCCCGAGAGGAACAAGAGGCAGCCGAAGAGUGCAGGAGCGGAGCCCCAAGAGCCCGCGGCGGAGGCGCCAGUCCCACUCCACCUCCUCCUGUGCCAGCCGGGGAGUGCUCGCCCACCGCCCCGCCGGCCCAGAGCCUGUAGCCCGGGUCCCCGCUGUCCCAGGGAUGGUCUAGGAGCCUGCAAGGGGCUCGCAGCUCCUCUCCCGGACUCUCUGCCUCCUACCGACCGCUCCCCGGUUGCGCGCCCCGCCGGCCCAGGCCGGAGAAGUUAGUUGUGCGCGCCGCUUAGCGCGCGAGCCAGCAGCCCGGCGAGCGAAGCUGCGAGGUGCCGGGACCAUGGGCUGGGGUUGGAGGAGCCGCUGCUGCUGCCCCGGACGGCGGGACCUGCUGUGCGUGCUGGCGCUGCUCGCCGGCUGCCUGCUCCCAGUGUGCCGGACGCGCGUCUACACCAACCACUGGGCAGUGAAGAUCGCCGGCGGCUUCGCGGAGGCCGACCGCAUAGCCAGCAAGUACGGAUUCAUCAACGUAGGACAGAUCGGCGCACUGAAGGACUACUAUCACUUCUACCAUAGUAGGACCUUUAAAAGGUCUGUUCUCUCGAGCAGAGGAACCCACAGUUUCAUCUCCAUGGAACCAAAGGUGGAGUGGAUCCAACAGCAAGUGGUGAAAAAACGGACCAAGAGGGAUUACGACCUCAGCCGCGCUCAGUCCACCUACUUCAAUGAUCCCAAGUGGCCAAGCAUGUGGUACAUGCACUGCAGCGACAACACACAUCCCUGCCAGUCAGACAUGAAUAUUGAGGGAGCCUGGAAGCGAGGUUACACGGGGAAGAACAUCGUGGUGACUAUCCUGGAUGACGGCAUCGAGAGAACCCACCCUGAUCUGAUGCAAAACUAUGAUGCUCUGGCAAGUUGCGAUGUGAAUGGGAAUGACUUGGAUCCGAUGCCUCGUUACGAUGCAAGCAAUGAGAACAAGCAUGGGACCCGUUGUGCUGGAGAAGUGGCAGCCGCUGCAAACAACUCUCACUGCACCGUUGGAAUCGCUUUCAAUGCCAAGAUUGGAGGCGUACGGAUGCUGGAUGGCGAUGUCACAGACAUGGUGGAAGCGAAGUCUGUCAGCUACAACCCACAGCAUGUGCACAUCUACAGUGCCAGCUGGGGCCCGGAUGACGACGGCAAGACUGUGGAUGGGCCAGCUCCCCUCACCCGGCAAGCUUUUGAGAAUGGUGUGAGAAUGGGGCGAAGAGGCCUUGGCUCUGUGUUUGUCUGGGCAUCUGGCAAUGGUGGAAGGAGCAAAGACCACUGCUCUUGUGAUGGCUAUACCAACAGCAUCUACACCAUCUCCAUCAGCAGUACAGCUGAAAGUGGAAAGAAACCGUGGUACUUGGAAGAGUGUUCAUCUACACUGGCCACAACCUACAGCAGUGGAGAAUCCUAUGAUAAGAAAAUAAUCACUACUGAUCUAAGACAGCGGUGCACGGACAAUCAUACCGGGACGUCAGCCUCAGCCCCCAUGGCUGCUGGCAUCAUUGCCCUAGCCCUGGAAGCCAAUCCGUUUCUGACCUGGAGAGACGUACAGCAUGUUAUUGUCAGGACUUCCCGUGCGGGACAUUUGAACGCUAAUGACUGGAAAACCAAUGCUGCUGGUUUUAAGGUGAGCCAUCUCUAUGGAUUUGGACUGAUGGAUGCAGAAGCCAUGGUGAUGGAAGCCGAGAAGUGGACAACUGUUCCUCAGCAGCACGUGUGUGUGGAAAGCACGGACCGGCAAAUCAAGACCAUUCGCCCCAACAGUGCUGUGCGCUCCAUCUACAAAGCCUCGGGCUGCUCAGAUAAUCCCAACCAUCAUGUCAACUACCUGGAGCACGUGGUUGUGCGCAUUACCAUCACGCACCCUCGGAGGGGAGACCUGGCCAUCUACCUGACCUCACCCUCGGGAACCAGAUCACAGCUUUUGGCCAACAGGCUUUUUGAUCAUUCCAUGGAAGGGUUUAAGAACUGGGAGUUCAUGACCAUUCAUUGCUGGGGAGAACGGGCUGCUGGUGACUGGAUCCUUGAAGUUUAUGAUACUCCAUCUCAGCUGAGGAAUUUCAAGACUCCAGGUAAAUUGAAAGAAUGGUCCUUGGUCCUCUAUGGCACAUCUGUGCAGCCCUACUCCCCAACGAAUGAGUUUCCCAAAGUAGAGCGCUUCCGCUACAGCCGAGUGGAAGAUCCCACGGAUGACUAUGGUGCUGAAGAUUAUGCGGGUCCCUGUGAUGCUGAAUGCAGUGAGGUUGGCUGUGAUGGGCCAGGACCAGACCACUGCAAUGACUGUUUACACUACUACUACAAGCUGAAAAAUAACACCAGAAUCUGUGUCUCCAGCUGCCCUCCUGGCCACUACCAUGCUGACAAGAAGAGGUGCCGGAAGUGUGCGCCCAACUGUGAGUCCUGCUUCGGCAGCCACGGUGAUCAGUGCCUAUCCUGUAAAUAUGGCUACUUUCUGAAUGAAGACACCAGCAGCUGUGUUACUCAGUGCCCUGAUGGGUCAUACCAGGAUACCAAGAAGAACGUUUGUGAGAAAUGCAGCGAGAACUGUAAGACGUGCACUGGAUUCCACAACUGCACAGAGUGCAAGGGCGGCUUAAGUCUUCAGGGGUCCCGCUGUUCUGUCACCUGUGAGGAUGGACAGUUCUUCAACGGCCACGAUUGCCAGCCCUGUCACCGUUUCUGUGCUGCCUGUGCCGGGGCCGGAGCAGAUGGGUGCAUUAACUGCACUGAGGGUUACGUCAUGGAAGAGGGGAGAUGUGUACAGAGCUGCAGUGUGAGUUACUAUUUGGACCAUAAUUCAGAUAGCAGAUACAAAUCUUGCAAGAGAUGCGACAACAGCUGUUUGACAUGCAGUGGCCCGGGCUUCAAGAACUGUUCCAGCUGCCCCAGUGGAUAUCUUUUAGACUUGGGAAUGUGUCAGAUGGGAGCCAUCUGCAAGGAUGGAGAAUAUAUGGAUGAGCAAGGCCACUGCCAUGCCUGUGAAGCCUCAUGUGCCACCUGCUCGGGACCGACUCAAGACGAUUGUACCAGCUGCCCCAUAACGAGGGUUUUUGAUGAUGGCCGCUGCAUUUUGAAUUGCCCCUCAUGGAAGUUUGAACUUAAGAAGCAAUGCCAUCCGUGCCACCACAGUUGCCAAGAAUGCCGAGGAAGCGGGCCUUCCAACUGUACCUCCUGCGGAGCAGAUAAGCAUGGUCGGGAGCGCUUCCUCUACCAGGGAGAAUGUCGGGAGAGUUGCCCUGUGGGCCAUUAUCCUGCCAAGGGACAUGCCUGCCUGCCCUGCCCAGACAACUGUGAGCUUUGCUACAAUCCGCGUGUCUGCAGUCGAUGUAUGAGUGGUUACUUCAUCGAGCCCACCAACCACACCUGCCAGAGGCUGGAGUGUGGACAAGGUGAAUUCCAGGAUUCUGAGUAUGAAGAAUGCAUGCCUUGUGAGGAAGGAUGUCUGGGAUGCACUGUGGAUGAUCCAGGAGCCUGUACCUCGUGCACUGCAGGAUACUACAUGUUUGAGCGGCGUUGUUAUAAAGUCUGUCCUGAAAAGACCUUCAGUGCCGAAUGGGAGUGCAGAGCCUGUGGCCCCUACUGUGGCAAUUGCGACCAGCAUGAGUGCUAUUGGUGUGAGGAGGGCUUCUUUCUCUCAGGUGGCAGCUGUGUGCAGGACUGUGGCCCUGGCUUCUACAGAGACCAAGAGUUGGGAGAGUGUCAGCCCUGCCACCAAGCCUGUGAGACGUGUACCGGCUUGGGCUACAACCAAUGCAGCAGCUGUCGAGAAGGAUUGCAGCUGUGGCAUGGGGCGUGUGUCUGGCGCACAGGGCCCCAAGUGGGGGAAGGCAAGUUCCGGAAUGAAGCUGUUCCCACUGAAAACCCAUCUUUGGUGAAGAACCUGCUGCAGGAGCAACGAAGGUGGAAAGUUCAAGUCAAAAGAGAUGCCACGAAACAAUAUCAGCCUUGCCAUUCUUCCUGUAAGACCUGCGCUGGAUCUGAAACUCUCUGCACUUCAUGUCCAGCAGGUACAUACCUGUGGCUACAGACCUGUGUUCCCUCCUGUCCCCAAGGCACAUGGCCGUCGCUCAGUAGCGGCAGCUGCGAGAGCUGUGCUGAAGACUGUGCCUCCUGCACUGGGGCUGACCUUUGCCAGAAGUGCCUGAGUCAGCCGGACAACCUUCUGCUUCUCCAUGAGGGCCGCUGCUACCACAGUUGCCCGGAGGGCUUCUACGCACAAGAGGGCAUUUGUGAACACUGUCGUUCCCCGUGCAGAACUUGCGAGGGAAAUGCUACCAACUGUCACUCUUGUGAAGGAGACUUUGUCCUAGACCAUGGGGUAUGCUUGAAAACUUGCCCUGAAAAGCAUGUGGCCGUGGAAGGUGUCUGCAAACACUGUCCAGAAAAAUGCCAGGACUGCAUCCAUGAGGAAACUUGCAAAGAGUGCAUGCCGAACUUCUUCCUGCACGAUGACACAUGCCAUCCCUCCUGUCCCAAGAGCUUUUAUCCUGACUUGGGCCAGUGUGUCUCCUGCCAUAAAAACUGUCUGGAGUGCAAUGGCCCCAAGGAAGAUGACUGUGUGGGCUGCGCUGAUUCUUCCAAGGUUCUCUACAAUGGGCUGUGUCUGGACAUGUGCCCCGAGGGAACCUACAAAGACGAGGGGACUGACAAAUGCGAAGAUUGCCCCGAGUUCUGCCGGAUCUGCUCAUCAGAUUGGACCUGCCUGGCUUGUCAGGAAGGCCGGACGAUCGUGAAUGAGGUCUGCACAGCGCCCAAGGAGUGCGCAGCUGUCGAGUACUGGGAUGAGGGCACUCACAGGUGCCAGCCAUGUCACAGGAAGUGCUCCCGCUGCUCAGGGCCUGCCGAGGACCAGUGCUACACCUGCCCUGGAAAAACUCUUCUUCUCAACACGACCUGUGUUAAAAGCUGCCCAGAAGGCUACCACACUGACAAGGACAGCAGCCGGUGUGUGCCCUGCCACAACUCCUGCAGGACCUGUGAAGGACCCCACAGCAUGCAAUGCCACUCCUGCCGACCUGGCUGGUUCCAACUGGGCAAAGAGUGCUUGCUGCAAUGUAGGGAUGGAUAUUAUGGAGAAAGCACCAGUGGUCGGUGUGAGAAGUGUGACAAGAGCUGCAAGGCAUGCCGGGGCCCGCGGCCCACAGACUGCCAGGCUUGCGAUAUAUUUUUCUUUCUCCUGCGCUCCAAGGGACAGUGUCACCGCACCUGCCCAGAGCACUACUACGCAGACCAACAGGCGCAGACCUGUGAGAGGUGCCACCCAACGUGUGACAAAUGUAACGGAAAGAAGGCAUGGAAUUGCUUGUCCUGUGUGUGGAGCUACCACCUUCUGGGAGGGAUGUGUGUCUCGGACUGUCCUGUAGGGGAAUACAGAGAUGGAGAGGGAGAAAACUUUAGCUGUAAAGAAUGCCAUGAGAGCUGCAUAGAGUGCAAGGGACCCGGAGCCAAGAACUGCACUGUGUGCUCAACCGGCCUGCUGCUGAACAUGGACGACAGCCGCUGCCUCCGCUGCUGCAACGCUUCCCACCCCCUCGGCUCCCAGGACUGCUGUGACUGCCAGAGUAGCACAGAGGAGUGCAUCCUUCCAGCCAGCGAAGCUGCACCCAUGGAGCGCGCCAAGAUCGCGUUGCUGGUGGCCUCGGGUGUUAUGCUGCUGCCGCUGUCGGGGGCCGCUGUGCUCGUGUGGCGGAAGUCUCGAAGCCAACCUGUGGCAAAGGGGCGCUACGAAAAGUUGGUGGAACCCACCGUGUCGUACUCCUCCUACAGACGCAGCUAUAUUGAGGAGGACCAGGUGAUUGAGUACAGGGACAGGGACUAUGAUGAAGAUGAUGAGGAUGACAUCGUCUACAUGGGCCAAGAUGGCACUGUCUACCGGAAGUUCAAGUACGGGCUGCUGGACGAGGAAGAAGAUGAUGAGUUGGAGUAUGACGAUGAGAGCUAUUCCUACCAAUAA